GGGAGUUUUUUGUGAGCGCCGGAAGUGACGCAUGCUGGAAGAGCUGCUCCGUGCCGAACGUCUUGCGACCCAGGCGCCGGCAUGAAGGCGACACGCGCGGGGAAGGCCUCACGGGGAGCAGGCAAGGAGGGCAAGAGACCGGAAGCCCCUGCAUCCCCAGAAGACUAUGUGGUGGGGCAAGUGGCCAACAGUUUGCUUCCAAAGAAGCCUGCAGCUGAUGGAGCAGAGCCCCUCUCACGUCUCUUUGCUGCCCCAGAAAUAAAGCCAGUGUUUGUUGCUGUGCCAAGAGAAAAUAAGAAACGGAAGCAUGCAGAAGUGGAAAGGGCAACAGAAGAUCAGAGUUCAUUUACUAAGCAAGAAUCCCAUGUAAAACUCAAAAAAAACAAAAAAAAGGAACUUUCUAUAGCAGAGAAAAAGGUGGCAAACAGAGAGUGUGCACUGGAACAAGCAGAUGAAGAGGAAGAGAAACAGAUUAAUCGCAAAAAGAAGCUGAAAAACCAAAAUCCUGAUGCCGUCAUAAAAAGCCUUGAUAGUCCAGAAAAGGAAGCUGGUGUAAAACAACAUAAGAAAAAACAAGUCAGUCAAGCAGAGAUGUUAAAAAACAAAAGAACUGUGUUCGUUGGGAAUUUACCCAUCCACUGUACUACACAGAUGCUGACGUCAGUUUUUAAAGAGUAUGGACAAAUAGAGUCAGUUCGCUUCCGCUCUUUGGUUCCAGCAGAGGAUACUUUAUCCAAAAAGCUAGCAGCUAUAAAACGUAAGCUUCAUCCUAACAUGAAGUAUGUUAAUGCUUAUGUGGUCUUCAAAGAAGAAUGUGCUGCCAACAAAGCUCUAACAAAAAAUGGAACACAGAUUGCUGAAGGAUUCCACAUGAGAGUUGACCUUGCAUCAGCAGCCAAUUCUCAUGACAAUAAACGGUCUAUAUUCUUGGGAAAUCUCUCAUAUGACCUUGAAGAUGAUGCUGUGCGAGAGCACUUUUCUGAAUGCGGAAAUGUAGUGGCAGUGCGAAUUGUGCGAGACAGAAACACCGGCAUAGGCAAAGGCUUUGGCUAUGUUCUUUUUGAGAAUACAGAUGCUGUACAUCUUGCCCUGAAACUGAACAACUCUGAACUGAAAGGAAGAAAACUAAGAGUGAAGCGCUGUGCUGAGAAGGAAAAAGUACAACAGAAAAAUUCAGACAGUGUAAGGAACUUUCCUGAUCUUAAGCACAAAUCAGGUGCCACAUUAAAAAAUGCAAAAAGCUAUUCCAACAAUUCAUUUGCUGGUGAAAAAGCCAGCCCAAUACAGAAGAACAAAAGAAAGAGACCAAAGAGCGUGACUAAAAGAAAAACUGGGAAACACAAAUAGCUGUGGCAUCUUGGUAUGUUGGAACGUGCAAUUUUUAAAAAAAUGUUUAAUAGAACCCCAAGAGCUGUUUCUUGCAUAUAAAGUUGUGUCACCACAUCA
Messenger RNA from Alligator mississippiensis (American alligator), 1446 nucleotides. It is a transcript of the gene RBM34, whose product is annotated as RNA binding motif protein 34. The coding region runs from base 82 to 1347 and encodes 421 amino acids. Lineage: Eukaryota; Metazoa; Chordata; Crocodylia; Alligatoridae. The transcript has 11 exons. Gene Ontology annotation, molecular function: RNA binding. The record is from RefSeq and is a predicted model, not a curated record.